Uloborus diversus is the source of this 747-nucleotide messenger RNA. RefSeq lists its product as uncharacterized. The coding region runs from base 1 to 747 and encodes 248 amino acids. The record is from RefSeq and is a predicted model, not a curated record. The transcript has a single exon. Lineage: Eukaryota; Metazoa; Arthropoda; Arachnida; Araneae; Uloboridae.
AUGGAAAUUCAACCCGCCGUCAGCUCCCUGGUGGGGAGGAUUGUUCGCACAGUAAAGGAUCUAUUGCGAAGAGUGUUGGGAAAAGCUUCUAUCGAGUAUGAAGAGAUGCUCACGAUUUUGUGUGACGUGGAAGCGGUCAUUAAUGCAAGAUCAUUAACGUAUUUAUCCGAGGAUCCACAGUAUUUAGUGCCACUUACACCAUCUAUGUUUAUUCAGGAUAUUAGGACGGUGGGAGUGCCUGAUUUGGAUCAUUUAGACACAACUAAUCUAUCAAGAAGGCUAAGGUAUCAACAGCGAUUACGUAAUGAAUUCCGGAGGAGUUUCAGGGACGAAUACCUCGGACUUCUGGUUCAAUCGCCUGUACGUAAUAAACAUCUCAUACGAGAAAUCAAAGUUGGUGAUAUCGUUAUUGUGAAAUGUGACAACAGAAAGAGAUUGGAUUGGCCUCUAGGACGCGUUAUAGACGUAUUUCCUGGACAGGGUGAUUUUGUUAGAGUGGUGAAGUUAAAAACUGAAAUGGGAGAAUUAACCAGACCAGUGCAGGAAUUGUGUCCUAUGGAGAUUGCUUAUGACGAUGAGCUGGUGAAAAGUAACAAGGCUACACUAGAAAAAACUGUUUCUAAGAUUUUACAUGUGCCUGACAACGAUAGUAUUGAGACUGAAAAGGACGAUAUUAAAACUGUACCUAAAUGUGUUACCAGCAGAUAUGGCAGAAAAGUUGUGCCACCAAAGAUUUUUGACAUUUAA